Stylophora pistillata is the source of this 1002-nucleotide messenger RNA. RefSeq lists its product as uncharacterized. The record is from RefSeq and is a predicted model, not a curated record. NCBI's taxonomy places the organism in Eukaryota, Metazoa, Cnidaria, Anthozoa, Scleractinia, Pocilloporidae.
AUGGAUGCAAGGGGUGGACCAGAGGCGGGACGGAGCAGAGGAGUUCUGCUUGAUGUCUUGACGCGUUUCUGGCAAGAAUUUUUUACAGCUCUGACGAUUGGAGGUAAUGAGAAAAUACCAUACAUAAGGCAUGAUCUCCAAAAGGCUGAAUGGCAGGCCAUCGAACGAGCCCUUGUUUAUGGGUACCAAAAGAUGAAGUAUUUUCCUCUUCAAGUUUCACAUUUAUUUGUUGCAUCAAGCUUGUUUGGGGAGGAAAGUAUAACUCCCGACUUUCUGUUGAAGUCAUUUCGGGAGUAUAUCGCGGAAGAGGAUAGGGAGGUACUGGAUAUGUGUCUAAGAGAUGACUUUGACCUCCAAGAUGACGAUGGUAAUGAUAAUGAUGAUGUGCUGAAAUUUCUUUCCCCUUUCAAGUGUUUUCGAAUCCCCAAUAAAGACAGCAUCAUAUCCAUCAUCAGCGAGCUUGCCCAUCAAGAGCUCAUCCAGAAACCGAGGUAUGUGUUAAAUUGCUGGGCUCCCAUACUGGAUGUUCCACGAUGUGAUCACAGCUUCCAAACACUCGAGGGACUUGAUCAACUGUACAAAAGUAAACGACCAAUAGCGAAGAAGACAGUUAAACUGUUGCAAGGAGAGCAAGCAACCGAUGCUGAACGUCAGAGUCUCGACUAUUUGAAGAAAUUUGUCAAGUCCUUGGAAGGGAAGGCGCUUUCUAUGUUUCUACGCUUUUGCACAGGGAGGGAUGUGAUCACCUGUGACUCGAUAAGAAUUUGCUUCUCCUCGCUGGAAGGGCUUCAGAGACGCCCUGUGGCCCGUACGUGUGUUCCCAUUCGGGAGCUUCCCCUCGUCUUACGAGCAACUAUCGACCAAUUUCUGUAUUACCCGUUCUUUCUAAGAUCCUUGAACGACACGUUGCAACAUCUCACCGCAAACACCUGCACAGCUAUGAUUUGCUAUACAACCUCCAGUCAGCUUUUCGUCCUAAUCACUCCACGGAAACGGCACUGA